AUGAGUAUACUGAAGAAUGAAGUGCAAACGAAACGUGUUGUUAAAUGUAUGCCUCGAACACUUGUUCAAAAAACUAAUAAAGAAUUUGACAAGUGUGCCGAAUUAUUGCGAAAUAUUUUAAGUGUACAAGAAUUGCGUCGAAGUUCAAAAUCAAAUAACGUUGAAUCAAAAGUACACCAACGUAAAAAAGGCAAUCAAAAACCGGCCAAAGGAAAUGUUAUACAAAAAUCUCCAACUAAAUCAACUGCAAAUGAUGAAAGACGUUCGCCAUACUCUCAUCCAACAACAACGCGAGACUAUAAUUCAGUUAAAACAGAGGAUCUAAAAAUUCGUAGUCCUGGAAAAUCGCGUAGAACAAUUGUUAAUAACGCACCAAACACAUCAAAUGGCAUCCAUGACUCUGCUCAUCGAACAAACGGUGUUAGUGUGUCUAGUGCCACUGCUACUGUUAAUGAAAUAAAUCAGACAACCGCAACACGUCGUAAUUUGCUAUCAUCAUUGACAUCUUCAUUAGUAAAUGAAAAAAAUAAUCGUCGUACAUCACCAACAAAACAACGUUUAAAUCAUAAGAAAGAAAAUAUACUUUAUCGAAGUUCAUCGUGUGGCGAUAUACCUCGACGAGAUCAUCAUCACCAACAAACUGUACAUAGUUCUCUUUCUUUAUCAUUACAAUCAAAAUAUAUGUCAAAUAUGUCAAUUUAUCGUACAAAAUUAGUUGUUAAUGAAAUCACUGCACAUCUAACAAAUGUGAAACAAAUUUCAAAAGAGUUAAAAUUACGUGUAGGAGGAGAAAAACAAGAUAAAGACAUGCUAAGAUUGUGGGAACAACUUGAACAAUCAAUAACAUUUGCAUUAACCUACACGGAUGAUCAUGGCAUUAAUGUUGAUUUACAAAUGGCAUUACAACCACUCAGAAAUGAAAUUGUCGAUCUAAGGAGACAAUUACGUACUGCAAAUGCCAGCAGUCGUGAACAUGAAGUAAAUCAACGGAAUAUUGAAGAGCGUGAACAAUUGGCAAAUGCUCAAUGUCAUCAUCUUCAAAAAAAGCUUGAACUAAGUCAAACACAUUUGACAAAUUUAUUGUUUUCUAAUCAAGAGAUAAAAGCAAAAUGUGAGACAUUACAAGAAAAAUUAGCCAUAUUAGAAAAAGAGAAUAUACAAUUAAUUGAACGUUGGACACAACAAGAUCUUCGAUCAUCUCUCAAGAAUCGUACAUCACUAACAAAAUUAGAUUCUGAUAAUGCUCAUUUUUUACUACGUAAGCAGUUAAUCACAUUGAAAGAUAAAGUUUAUCAUUUAUACGAAGACCUUGGCUAUGCUCAUAAACGAAAUAAUACGAUGGAAAUGGACAAUAUUGAAAAGUCGAAAGAAAUACAGCAAUACAAACAGCACAUAAAUGAUCUGAAACAAAUGUCUCAAUUUUUAAUGCAAGACUUGGAAAAUAUUACUGUACAUAUUCGUUCAAUGUUCUCUAUUGAUCUUUUACAAAAAUUAACAAAAUUAUUAAUGACUAUUGAGCAAUUUAGUAUUCAUAAAAGUGUGAAAACGACCAAUUCCAUGAAUCUACACGCUAGCAAUUCCUAUUUGAAAACAGCUAUUAUACCUGUUUUAGAAACACCUCAACGAUUGUCAAACAAUCAGCAUGAACAAACUACAAAAUUGCGUCUAAAACAGCCCUUAUUUGUUUCACCACAUGCAACCGUGACUCAUACUACCAUUCUUAAUGACCUUGGUUCUUAUCAACUCUAUCCAAAUCGUACAUCAGCGUAUGAUGAAAUAAAACAAAAAAUAAUCCCUCCUCAAACUCAACCUACCUAUUUGAAUAAUACUAUUACCGUUCAAGACUCAUCACCUUCUAGUUCAUCACGUGCAACAAUCUAUGAUGCCGAUUCAACAUUAUCAUCGAGUGAUGGAUAUAUAACAGCUGUUAUUAAGCAAGUUCAAAAAUAUUCAUCAAAUUCAACUGUCGGUGGAUUUGUCUAUCAGACAGAUAAAAAAUCGACUACUCUCUAUAAUAGUUUGCCAACCUUGACAAAUGAAGAGACAGUGACUACCAAUGUGGGUGCGUCUCGUCCGUCAGCUUUUACUGUUGUUCCAGCCUCAAAUCAACGUUAUAAUAAUCGACAGUCAGCUGAUUUAAAUGAUAGUGAUGGUGAUUUUGAUCAGAUCAGUGAUUUGACAUCAAAAAUAUUUAGUAACAAUGAUGAAGAUGAAGUCGAAAAUGAUAUUGAAUCAUCAUCACUCUCAACUGUACCAUCUGAAAUUUAA
This is a messenger RNA of Didymodactylos carnosus, 2268 nucleotides long. NCBI's taxonomy places the organism in Eukaryota, Metazoa, Rotifera, Eurotatoria, Philodinida, Philodinidae. The record is from the annotation of a GenBank genome assembly.